This is a messenger RNA of Arxiozyma heterogenica, 498 nucleotides long. It is a transcript of the gene RPL12B, whose product is annotated as 60S ribosomal protein uL11 RPL12B. Gene Ontology annotation, molecular function: structural constituent of ribosome; large ribosomal subunit rRNA binding. Bases 1 to 498 code for a protein of 165 amino acids. Gene Ontology annotation, cellular component: ribosome; cytosolic large ribosomal subunit. The record is from RefSeq and is a predicted model, not a curated record. The transcript has a single exon. Gene Ontology annotation, biological process: translation. Lineage: Eukaryota; Fungi; Ascomycota; Saccharomycetes; Saccharomycetales; Saccharomycetaceae.
AUGCCUCCAAAAUUCGACCCAAACGAAGUUAAAUACUUAUACUUAAGAGCUGUCGGUGGUGAAGUUGGUGCUUCUGCUGCUUUAGCUCCAAAGAUUGGUCCAUUAGGUUUAUCUCCAAAGAAGGUUGGUGAAGAUAUUGCUAAGGCUACCAAGCAAUUCAAGGGUAUUAAGGUUACUGUCCAAUUGAAGAUUCAAAACAGACAAGCCACUGCUUCCGUUGUUCCAUCUGCUUCUUCCUUAGUUAUCACUGCUUUGAAGGAACCACCAAGAGACAGAAAGAAGGACAAGAAUGUCAAGCAUAACGGUAACAUCCCAUUAGAUGAAAUCAUUGAAAUUGCUAGACAAAUGCAAGAAAAGUCCUUUGGUAAAAACUUAGCUUCUGUUACUAAGGAAAUCUUAGGUACUGCUCAAUCUGUUGGUUGUCGUGUUGAUUUCAAGAACCCACAUGAUAUCAUUGAAGCUAUCAAUGCUGGUGAAAUUGAAAUUCCAGAAAACUAA